GUAACCAAUUUAUGUAAACAAAUGAUAUACCAAAAUGGGUGUAAGUGUUAGACUUAUUCUUUUUACAUGUUUGACUUCAUAUGUCGCUUCCUUCCAUGAGCAGGGCAUUUAUAAUAGUAUCAAAAAUAAUUAUGUAGUGGAACAGGAAGCUGUCAGUUCGAAUGUUGCCUUUAAAAUAAAACCAAAUAACCCAAAGGUCACCAAUCAACAAAAACCAAAAGGUGAUAAAUAUGAAAUCUAUAAACCAAACUGGGACGAUUUAGACAAAAGACCCUUACCAAAGUGGUAUGAUGAAGCAAAAAUAGGAAUAUUUGUCCAUUGGGGAGUGUUUUCAGUCCCAAGUUUUCGAUCAGAAUGGUUUUGGUGGGAUUGGCAAGGAGCAAAAUACAAUAAUACUGUGGAAUUUAUGAAGAAAAACUAUAGACCACGUUUUACAUAUGCAGAUUUUGCUCCAAAAUUUACAGCAGAAUUUUUCAAUGCAGAUCAAUGGGCAGAUAUAUUCAACACAUCCGGCGCAAGAUAUGUUGUUUUCACAUCUAAGCAUCAUGAAGGAUAUACUAACUGGCCAUCCAAUUAUUCUUUUAAUUGGAAUUCCAUGGCUGUUGGACCAAAGAGAGACCUUGUUGGUGAACUGAGUACAGCACUUCGUAAAAGAAACCUACAUGUUGGAUUGUACCAUUCUUUAUUUGAGUGGUUUCAUCCUCUGUAUUUAAAAGACAAGGAAAACAAAUUCCGAACCCAACAAUUUGUGCAGAGUAAAACCCUGCCAGAACUAUAUGAGCUUGUAAAUACUUACAAACCAGAUGUUGUAUGGUCUGACGGUGACUGGGAAGCUUUAGAUACUUACUGGAAUUCCACAGAAUUUAUUGCUUGGCUCUACAACUACAGUCCUGUGAAAGACACUGUUGUCACUAAUGACAGAUGGGGCAGUGGUGUUAUGUGUAAACAUGGGGGAUACUUCACCUGUAUGGACAGAUACAAUCCAGGUAAAUUACAAACAAGAAAAUGGGAAAAUGCAAUGACAAUAGAUUCACAGUCAUGGGGAUACAGACGAAAUGCAAACCUAAGUGACUAUCUCGCUAUUGAACAACUGAUUGAUACCAUAGUAGAAACCAUCAGCUGUGGAGGAAACAUUCUGGUGAAUGUUGGACCCUCUCAUGAUGGUGUUAUAAAGCCGAUCUUCCAAGAGAGACUCAGUCAAAUGGGAGAAUGGCUUAAAGUGAAUGGUGAAGCAAUAUAUUCUUCUGUACCUUGGAAAUUUCAAAAUGACACUGUAACACCAAAAGUAUGGUACACAGCACAUAUUACUGAUACAGUAAAGACAGUUUAUGCAAUAUUAUUACGUUGGCCAGAAAAAGAUACCAUAUUUCUAGGAGCUCCAACACCUUCUAAGGACACGACUGUUCAAAUGCUCGGUUCAGACAUUUCUUUCCAAUGGACUAAAGGAGCUUCUAGUGGCAUGCUAAUACAAAUUCCAUUAAUAUCACACAACCAGAUGCCUUGUAAAUGGGCAUGGACAUUUAAAAUUUCAAAUCUUCUCAAUUCAUAAUAGAGUCAAGCUGUAAUUAAGUUUGUUUAACUCAAAUACUCAGGGUUGAAAUGAAAGACCCUUUACUUAUUUAUGUUUACCUUUUCCAAUUCAUUAGAAAGCUUUGCAUCAACUGUUUACAUGCACACCUAAGCAAAGAUUAGGAUCACCAAUAUUUAAUAAAUUAUUUUAAUUGAAAACAACAGUUACAAAAACUAGUUUUGUUUAAAUGACUGUUUUUAAAAUAAUAUUCAUUUAUGAAACUCACCUUUCAUAUGACACAAAAUAAACACACCCUACCAAUUUAGAUUUAUUUAUAUUUAUCAAUUAUUUUCUUAGAACUGAUUGAAAAUGCACUUUUAUAUUGAUUUUUAUAUAUAAAGCUGAUAUGUUUUUAUUUAUAUUGUUUGCAUUCCAUAAAUGAAAAUAGAAAGGAG
This is a messenger RNA of Mytilus californianus (California mussel), 1965 nucleotides long. RefSeq names its product alpha-L-fucosidase-like. Gene Ontology annotation, cellular component: lysosome. Gene Ontology annotation, biological process: glycoside catabolic process; fucose metabolic process. The transcript has 8 exons. The record is from RefSeq and is a predicted model, not a curated record. Bases 35 to 1549 code for a protein of 504 amino acids. Gene Ontology annotation, molecular function: alpha-L-fucosidase activity. NCBI's taxonomy places the organism in Eukaryota, Metazoa, Mollusca, Bivalvia, Mytilida, Mytilidae.